Gadus chalcogrammus (walleye pollock) is the source of this 1952-nucleotide messenger RNA. RefSeq lists its product as uncharacterized. The coding region runs from base 425 to 1105 and encodes 226 amino acids. The record is from RefSeq and is a predicted model, not a curated record. The transcript is spliced from 6 exons. Lineage: Eukaryota; Metazoa; Chordata; Actinopteri; Gadiformes; Gadidae.
ACAGAGACGGUCCACUAUGAGGUGAAACUCAGAGGAGGUUUGAAACUGAGACGGACUGUGAAUCCAUCUGCUCAGAAAGUCCCUGACGGGACGCCGCAGUGGUGAGACCCAGCGAGGAAACCAGACCGCUGCUUUCACAACACAGAGACUUGCAAGGAGACGGAACGAUCCGAUCCCAGUGGCGAUGACCCAGUAGGCCUACCACGCCACCCUCCUCAGCAGUCAGCACAUUACACUUGUUGUUACAGUAGGCGGAGGAGAAUGGCCGACCGCAGGUACUUCCUCUCGCGUGAAUCAUUAUUGUAAAAAGUCAUAAAAACUCCAACAGAAACCAAAACUGAGACGAAAGCACUGAAUAAAUACUGCCGCGCAACAUGUCGAUGCACAGACAACACGCCGCUGCACAGACAACAAGCAACACAAGAUGACUGCUUGGAUCCAGACCCUCCUCAUGCUGGCCCUCCUGGCUCCGGUCUACGGGGGCCCCCACGGCCCCCAGGAGGGGGGGUACAGGAACUCCCUCCACCUCACAAGACUCGCCAGGACCAGAGUCAGCCAGCUGCUGAGGACCUUUAAGCAGCAGCAGCUGGGAGACGCGCACUUUGAAGACAGGAGCCUCCAUCUGAACGACCUCCCGACCCUCUCAACCGACCUCCACCGAUGGCUGAGCCUCGAGGAGCGGGAGCGUCUCAGUGAGGCCUCCGACAGCCUCCAGAUCUACUGGGGCGUGCUGCAGGGGAUGAGGGAGCAGAUCCUGGCGGAGAACCAUCACCCAGGGACCCCCCAGGGGGGCAGGACCGCCCUGAGCCUCCCGAACAGCCUCCACCAUGUCCAGCUGGACCUCAGAGACCUGAUGAGACGACUCCAGACCCUGCUGGAGAGCGCGAGCCGCAGUGAGGAGGACCGGGCCCCCGCCGACUCCCACAGCGUCCCCCGGCCCCCCCCCGUCCGUCGCCGUGGCGGCCGGACGGCGUGGUUGAGGCGCCUGGAGGUGUACGUGGUCCUGAGGGACCUGGACCUCUACCUCACCAAGACGGCCCGCGAUCUGCUGCUGCUGGAGGCCCGGCGCCAUGGCUCCCUGCUGGGCGUCCCCGCCCUGCACUAAGAACACCCCCCCCCCCCACCCGACGGUCCACACCGCGGGGGUUCAGUGUGCAGUGGGUUCAGUGUGCAGUGGGUUCAGUGUGCAGUGGGUUCAGUGUGCAGUGGGUUCAGUGUGCAGUGGGUUCAGUGUGCAGUGGGUUCAGUGUGCAGUGGGUUCAGUGUGCAGUGGGUUCAGUGUGUCAGGUGUUUGGUAGCUUUAGAUUGUUUAGUGUGUUUACUAGUGCUAGGAGUUUAGUUUUAAGUGUUUAGUGUUCAGUGUUUAGUGUUCAGUAUGUUCACUGUUUAGUGUUCAGUCUUCAGUGUUUAGUAUGUUUAGUAUUCAGUGUUUAGUGUUCAGUCUUCAGUAUGUUCAGUGUUUAGUAUUCAGUGUUUAGUAUGUUUAGUAUGUUCACUGUUUAGUGUUCAGUCUUCAGUGUUUAGUAUGUUCAGUAUGUUCAGUGUUUAGUGUUCAGUGUUCAGUGUUUAGUGUUUAGUGUUUAGUAUGUUCAGUAUUAAGUGUUUAGUGUUCAGUAUUCAGUGUUUAGUGUUUAGUGUUCAGUCCUCAGUGUUUAGUAUGUUCAGUGUUAAGUGUUUAGUAUUCAGUGUUUAGUGUUUAGUGUUCAGUGUUCAGUAUGUUCAGUGUUAAGUGUUUAGCGUUUAGUAUUCAGUGUUUAGUGUUUACUGGAUCUCGAUCUCAUCAUCCUGAGCCCAACAUCAGCUUUUUACACAAGAAAAUAUAUUUAUUGACAUAUUUAUUACUGAAUAUUUAUUUAUAGGAAUUUGUAUUUUAUUUGACUGAAUUAAUGUAUAAGUUGUUUGGUGUGUUUUCAAUAAAGAGAGAGCCUCUUUGAUCGUUUUACUUCAUUUAA